This is a messenger RNA of Closterium sp. Naga37s-1, 1968 nucleotides long. The record is from the annotation of a GenBank genome assembly. NCBI's taxonomy places the organism in Eukaryota, Viridiplantae, Streptophyta, Zygnematophyceae, Desmidiales, Closteriaceae.
AUGCAGGGGCGAGUAGGGGACGGACCUGCAGGAGCCGGUGCUUGUUUCGUCGGGGGAUUUCUUUCCGUAGCGGCGCCGACAUCCCGUCACUCGUUCCGUUACACUGGCGCUCGACCCCCUCCUUCUGGGCAGACGCAGCCGGAGAGUGGCAGUGAGGAGGAGGAUGACGAGGAGGAGGGUGAGGGCGAGGAGGAUGAGGACGAUGAGGGGAGCGGGGAUGACAGUGAAGCCGGGUGGGACCCCGAGACACAUGGCGGUGGGGAAGGGGGGGGUGAUGAUGAAGACCACGAGAUGGAUGGGUUGGAGCCAAAGGAGGUGGAAGAGGAGGUGGGAGAGGGUGGUGGAGGGGCGGCGACAGAGGCGGCCUCACAGCAUGUGGCUGAAGGAGGAGGGGGCGUGGGGGUUAAGGUGGGGAGAAAGCGGGCGUCCAUUGCAGGGCCGAAGCGGAGGAAGAGGGCGAACAAGUUGAGGCCGCGAGCGUAUCCCUGCACAUUCACUGGGGAGCCCUUGGCAGAGGGUGUGAUCGCUCCGGAGUUUCUUGACGAGGACGGAGGGUCCGAGAGUAGUAGGGGGACUGGCGGGAUCGAGCGGUUCAUGACAACCAAGCUGUCCAUGGUGGAGCUACGGCAGGCGAUCGCCAAGCUGGAGGUCACCUGCGACCUCCCCUUUCGCAUCGUCGAGGCCGAGGCGGUGAGUGUCACAUGCAUGCUGUAUGAGGGGAUUGGGCAGUAUGUGGUGGACUCAGCCGCUCUCCAGUCCGCCAUUGCGGAGAUGCUGGCGAAGGAGGGGGAGUUGGGGUGCAAGGUGUCGUUCACCAUCGACAUGUGGAUGGCACCCAACGGCAAGGCAUGGCAAGUGGUGACGGAUCACUGGAUAGACGAGAACUUCAAGCUGCGCACAGCGGUACUUGAGUUCCGCGAGAUGCUCGAGCGUCAUGGGGGCAAGGAGAUGGCACAGGUGGUAGAGGAGACGGUUGUGCAGUGGGGGUUGGAGGGGCGUUGUCUUGGUCUCACGACAGACAACGCCUCUAGCAACAUUGCCGCCUUCAGGCGGAUGUCGGAGGAGGGUGGUGGUCAGUGCUUCUUCAACUCGCGCAUGCACUUUCGGUGCUUGGCACACGUGAUUAACCUUGCAGUGCAGGCAGCGCUGUCUGUGGAGGCCAUACGGAAGUUGUUGAAGAUACUGAGAGAGAUGGCGUCGUGGAUUGGAUUCUCGCCGCAGCGCUCGGGGUCGUUCUUGGGCCUCCAGCGGACCUUGAACACGCAGGCCAACCCCGCCAAGCCGAAGCCGGUAUUUAAGCUGGUGCAGGACAGUCCUACGCAUUGGGGGUCGACCCACGAUAUGGUUGAGCGAGUGGGUGUUCUGCAGAACCCCAUCACAGUCUUCUUUGCCCAGACACAGGUAGCUGAGGGGACGGCGUACCCGACAGUGGCGAUGAUGGUGCCGUACUACAACGGCCUAAUCGACGCCAUGGAGACGCGCCUUGCCAAGGGGCCAUUUGCUACGCUGCAGCCGAUGAUCGUGGCGGCGCUGGGCCGCUUGAAGAAGUACGCCUACAUCGCCAGCAACGAGUACUGGAUCGCCACCUUCUUGGACCCAUCCAUGAAGGCGGCGUGGUUCAACGACGCGCACUGGGAGAAGCUGCAUCCCGAGACCGACAGGAGGGUGAGGCCGCGUCCCGCGUCUGGCGAGGUGAUCAAGCUGGUACGCGACCGCGUGGCCGAGUACCAGGCCCGGGCUGCAAAGCUUGCUCCCCGGCCGACCCCACUUGCCCCCGUUGCGGAGGAGGAGGGAGACGAGGUGGAUGACGACGAUGAGGCGCAUGGCCCGGGAUUAUCUCGCCAUCCCUGCCACGUCCGCUUCGAGCGAGCGUGUGUUCUCUCUUGGUCGCAACCUCAUCUCCUGGAAGCGGCACCGCCUGGGCACUCAGAGGACGCGAGCUGUCAUGAUUCUCAUAUCAUCGUAUAG